Acanthosepion pharaonis is the source of this 585-nucleotide messenger RNA. The record is from the annotation of a GenBank genome assembly. Lineage: Eukaryota; Metazoa; Mollusca; Cephalopoda; Sepiida; Sepiidae.
AUGAUCUUUCUCGGCUGCCUGCCUGUUCAUAUCUAUCUAUCUAUCAAUCUAUCUCUUCAUAUCUACCUAUCGCAGUCUCUUCAUCUCUAUCUAUCUAUCGCACUUCAUAUCUAUCUAUCUAUCUAUCUAUCUAUCUAUCUAUCUAUCUAUCUAUCUAUCGCAGUCUGUUCAUAUCUAUCACAGUCUAUUCAUAUCUAUCUAUCUAACUACCUAUCGCAGUCGCUUCAUAUCUAUCUAUCUAUCUAUCUAUCUAUCUAUCUAUCUAUCUAUCUAUCUAUCUAUCGCAGUAUUUUCAUAUAUAUCCCAGUAUCUAUCUAUCUAUCUAUCUAUCUAUCUAUCUAUCUAUCUAUCUAUCUAUCACAGUUUCUUCAUAUCUAUCUAACUACCUAUCGCAGUCGCUUCAUGUCUAUCUAUCUAUCUAUCUAUCUAUCUAUAGCAGUAUUUUCAUAUAUAUUCCUCUAUCUAUCUAUCUAUCUAUCUAUCUAUCUAUCUAUCUAUCUAUCUAUCUAUCCAAGUCUCCCCAUUAUCUCUUUCUUUCUUUCUUUCUUUCUUUCUUUCUUUCUUUCUUUCUUUCUUUGCUUUUGA